Manihot esculenta (cassava) is the source of this 735-nucleotide messenger RNA. RefSeq names its product nucleoplasmin-like protein ANO39. The transcript has a single exon. The record is from RefSeq and is a predicted model, not a curated record. Bases 134 to 586 code for a protein of 150 amino acids. NCBI's taxonomy places the organism in Eukaryota, Viridiplantae, Streptophyta, Magnoliopsida, Malpighiales, Euphorbiaceae.
CAACCCAGCCCAACCCAACCCAGCAGGCCAGCACCCCAACCCCCUCCAUACCUUUCGCCGAACCCCUCCAUCCCAUUUUCCACAUUCUCCAAACUCCAAUCUCCCGAUUCCCCCACCCCUAUUCUCCCGAAAGAUGAGGACGACGAAGACUACGAAGACGAUGAUGACUGAUGAGGGGGGCGAGGACGACGAAGACGACGAGGUUCAGGUCUUACAAUCCUCCAGAGGGCCACCGGUUCAGUCGGCAGACGACGACGAGGAUGACGAUGAAGAUGACGAUGGUGAAGGCGGAGACGACGAUGACGAUGGUGAAGGCGGAGAUGACGAUGAUGAUGACGACGACGACGAGGAGGAAAAUGAUGACGAGGAUGAAGACGGUGAAGAAGAGGUAAUAUAUGUCCAAAUUUAUAUAAUUUUCUGCAUAUACUUCAUUUCUCUCAUCUGGGACUGGGUUGCGUUCUCUGUUGGUGCCGGAGAUAUGGGUCCCACUUCAUUGUCCGGUGUCAGUAACAUGCAAGAUCUUAGAUGUUAUAGCGCCUCCUAUGCAUCCUCCGUCUACCCAACACAAUCCCAAGCCCAAACCUAGGUCGGCAACAAUGAUGUUCGGUUCAAAAAGGGCAAGUCUGCAAGUGGGUCUGUUUCUAAGAGCUGGAGUUUCAAUGAUCCGGAGCUGCAACGAAAGAAGCGAGUCGCUAGCUAUAAGGUUUACAGUGUAGAAGGGAAAGUUAAAGGCUC